AAAUGCACCGGAAGUAAACAGACAGCGCUAGCAGCGUUAGCUAGGUGCAUGUUAGCAGUUAGCUGGAAGACGGUAGUGUGGUCGUGUCUCGGGUAAAUAUUCAAGUAGUGGACGGAGCAGUGAUGUCUUCGGCUCAGUAUUUGAGAGAGUUUAUCAGCUGCUGCUGAAGAGAUAUUCACAGUCUUUAAAAAAACCAUCGUCCUGUACGAAGAAGAGGUCGCUCGUCAGCGCAGACUGCUGGAUCCGGUUUCUAAACCUGACAUGAAGGCACACAGGAUCGAGCUCCCACAGCAGCAUGUCUGUAAGGAGGAGGAGGUUCUCACUGACCAGCAGCUCUGUCACCAGGAGAGGAGCUCCAGUCUGGAUCAAGACGACCAAAAACCUCCACAGAUUAAAGAGGAACAGGAGGAAAUGUGCACCAGUCAGGAGGGAGAGCAGCUCGUACUGAAGCAGGAGACUGAAACCUUCAUGUUGACUCCUCAUUGUGAGGAAAGUGACCACAGAGAACCAGACGGUGAGCACCAGCUCCUCUCUCACAACUCUCCUGUAGCUGAGAGCCAAGAUCAGAACAGAAGAAAACAUUUGGAUUCAGGAUCAACAGGAAAUGAAGAACCAAACCCUCAGGAUAGUGUUUAUGAAAACUGGAGUCACAGUAACAAUGUUUACAACUGUCCCAUAUCAGAGAUUAACUCUAAUACUCAAACAAAGUCUUUCAAAUGUGACACUUGUGGAAAAGCUUUUGUGUUUGAGAGUCACUUAAAAAUACAUCUGAGAAUCCACACAGGUGAGAAGCCAUUUUUAUGUAAAAUAUGUGGAAGAACAUUCAGUACCAUGUCCACAUUAAAAAGGCAUAUGACAACUCACACAGGUGAGAAGCCAUAUUCUUGCAAAAUAUGUCGCAAAAGUUUUGUACGCACUGGCGUCUUGAAAGUCCAUAUGAGGAGUCACACAGGAGAGAAGCCGUAUAUUUGCAAAACAUGUCAAAAAUGCUUUGUAAGUAGUAGUGAUUUGAAAGUCCACAUGAGAACUCACACAGGAGAGAAGCCUUAUAUUUGCAAAAUAUGUCGCAAAUGUUUUGUACGUAGUGGCAACUUGAAAGUCCACAUGAGAACCCAUACAGGUGAGAAGCCAUUUUCUUGCGAAAACUGUGGGAAAAGCUUUAAUCACAUUUCAGCAUUAAGGGAGCAUAGGAGAUUACACACAGGCGAAAAGCCGUAUUCUUGCAAAAUAUGUCAGAAAUGUUUUGUUCGUAUUUGUGAUUUGAAAAUCCACAUGAGAACUCACACAGGUGAGAAGCCAUAUUCUUGUAAAAUAUGUCGGAAAAGAUUUGUUAGUAGUAGUGAUUUGAAAGUCCACAUGAGGCGUCACACUGGUGAGAAGCCAUAUUCUUGCAACACCUGUGGGAAAACAUUUAUAGUGAAGUCAGGUUUAAAAAGUCAUAUGAGCCUGCACACAGGUGAAAAGUUGCAUUCUUGCCAAAUAUGUGAGAAAAGUUUUGUAAGUAGUAGUGGUUUGAAAGUCCACAUGAAAAUUCACACAGGUGAGAAGCCGUACUCCUGCAAUACAUGUGGGAAAAGAUUCUGUCGUUCGUCAGACAUGAAAAGGCAUCUAAAAAUUCAUACAUCUUAAAGAUCAUAGAGCUUUCAGGCUUAUUGAAUAAUUGAUGGUGCACAUGACAUCGCACUGGUGAUAAUUCAUAUCACUGCAACAUCUUGAGGAAAAGAUACAUUGAAGUGACACAUUUGGAAGUCAUAUGACCUGAGAUCAAAAAGCUCAGAGAUCUCUAACAGGUCAGAACUGUUCCUGAUUUAAAUUUGGUCAUUUUCGCCUUCAACACAAUAUCUUUUUUCCAGACACAGACCAUUCCCAGUGUUUCUACUUAGAAGUCUGAAUCUUUAAGCACAUCAUGCACCAUAAGCAAUUCACAAGGCUGGGGCUGGGAGCCAAAUCUGUAGAGUAGGGUCAAUUCCGCCAAUACGAUUUGUUUGAAUCCACUUUGAAUGAGAACACCAUGAUGGAGCAUGCAAUUACGCCACACUUCAGUUCUGCGAGCUUUAUGUUCUACCUCAAUGAAGCAGAAAACAUAAGGCGUGUGAAUAUACAAAAGUUGAUGGUUUCUUUUUCUAUUAAUAUUAAUUUGUUAUUAUGUUAUAAGUGUUUAAAACAGUAAUUAUUUAUGGUUUGUAUGAAUAUCUCCCAAAUCUUGGAAAAAAAUUGCGUGCGUAUCCUUAAAUAUAUAAUGACAUUUUAAAUGCUUUCCUGUUUUAUGUCAGGUACGUGACUGGUUUGUGAAAUCUAUGAUGUUGAUGGCGAUAAACUUUGGUUCUGUUGGGUCUUCAUUCCAAGUACAGACUUAUCUUUCUAGUUUACUAUGAUCUGGGAUACCUUUUUUUUAUCACAUCAAGUUCACACAUUUUUUAAAUUCAAAUGUGAAACACAAGUUGUAGAUCUAGGUUUUAUGAGAUGUGCUUUAUGAAUAAACUUAAUUGCUUUUGUGACAAAAGUUUGACGGCAAGAAUAUUGCUUUCAAUGCUGGUUCUUCAGAUUGAUGUUCCCAAACGUAUGGACUGAAUCAUUCGAGGAAGUCUGAGCAUCAUCAGUUUAAGUGGUAGUAAUGUAUCUGCAAUAAAUUCUUCCAUCUCUGCUCAUAUGUUUUAAUGCUAAAUGGAUCGCUUAAUAACUCGAAAAGUCAUCAAUAAAAUUCAGCAGGAGAGAAAAUAAAAUAAUUAGAAAUUG
Messenger RNA from Hippoglossus stenolepis (Pacific halibut), 2736 nucleotides. Its product is annotated as gastrula zinc finger protein XlCGF28.1-like. Gene Ontology annotation, cellular component: nucleus. The coding region runs from base 262 to 1629 and encodes 455 amino acids. The record is from RefSeq and is a predicted model, not a curated record. NCBI's taxonomy places the organism in Eukaryota, Metazoa, Chordata, Actinopteri, Pleuronectiformes, Pleuronectidae. The transcript has 2 exons. Gene Ontology annotation, molecular function: DNA-binding transcription activator activity, RNA polymerase II-specific; RNA polymerase II cis-regulatory region sequence-specific DNA binding. Gene Ontology annotation, biological process: regulation of transcription by RNA polymerase II.